This is a messenger RNA of Closterium sp. NIES-65, 4689 nucleotides long. Lineage: Eukaryota; Viridiplantae; Streptophyta; Zygnematophyceae; Desmidiales; Closteriaceae. The record is from the annotation of a GenBank genome assembly.
AUGGCGAUUGAUCUGAAGGCCGGCGGGCGGAACAAGAAGACCCACAGGACGGCCCCCAAGAGCCGGAAUCCCUACCUCCUCCUUCUCGUCAAGAUCUACCGCUUCCUGGCGCGGCGCACGGGCAGCCCGUUCAACAAGGUGGUGCUGCGCCGCCUCUUCAUGAGCCGCACCAACCGCCCGCCCGUCGCGCUCUCGCGCGUCCUCGAAUACGGCGAGAACAAGGGCGCGGAGGCGGUGGUGACGGUGGUGGGCAAGGUGACGGACGACAAGCGCCUGUACGCCGUGCGCGAGGGCGUCAAGGUCUGCGCACUGGCCUUCUCCGCCACUGCGCGCGCGCGCAUCGAGAAGGCGGGCGGCGAGUGCCUCUCCUUCGACCAGCUCGCGCUGCAGCGGCCCACCGGCAACAACUGCCUGCUGCUCCGCGGCAAGGUGACGAGCCGCGAGGCGUUCAAGCACUUCGGCCCCGCGCCCGGUGUGCCCCACAGCAACACCAGGCCAUAUGUGCGCAGCCAGGGCCGCAAGCGGGAAAUGGCUCGUGGUCGCAGGAACAGCCGCGGCUUCAAGACAGCGUCGCACCGUCGAGGCAGUUCAGCGGCACCGAACCUCGCUCCUCGCAACCGCCUCGUUGAAUCCGCCUCUGUGCAUAUCGGUCGACCAUCGGCAAGCCACGCCGCGAGGCCACAUUCGAGCGCAUCAGGCGCGCCGCUCACCCGUUCUGCUUGCGUGCCGCGGGCCAUGGGUGGAACGAACGACUUGACGGCAAGCGACGCGGCGAAAGGCCAGGAAAGCCGGCGGCGCGCGCGGACUCGUCGGUUCGCCAUCCUGCUGGCCGGCCACAGCAGUCCGUACUCACAGCAGCGCUACGGCGACUACAGUGGCAUGUUCCUCUCGCUGCUCAGGGAUGGCGGACACGCUCAGGGGGAGAAGGCGGCAGGGGAAGGGGAAGCGGGGGAGCGGUGGGACGUGUUCUCCGUGGUGGACGGGCAGUUCCCCUCCGCGCAGGACCUGGAGGAGGUGGAGGCGGUGGUGGUGACGGGCAGCAAGCAUGACGCGCAUGCUGACGACCCCUGGAUCGUGCGCCUCUGCGCCCUGCUGCAGCAAUUACACCGCCGCCAGACCAAGAUCCUGGGCGUCUGCUUCGGCCACCAGGUGGUGGGGAGGGCGCUAGGGGGGCGCACGGGGAGGGCAGCGGUGGGGUGGGAGCUGGGGAUCAAGCCCGUGCACUGCACUGCUGACGUGGCAUCGCUGCCAUAUGCUGCCGGCCUGCCAUCGUCCUUCAAGAUUCUGGAGAUCCAUCAGGAUCAGGUGUUGGAGUUGCCUCCCGAAGCUGUUCUCCUGGGAUCGUCACCGCGCACGCCCAUUGAGAUGUUUGCUAUAGGGGAGCAUGUGUUGUGCAUGCAGGGACACCCCGAUCACCACCAACUUCCCGCCAUGGCUCGCGGUGCACGCGCGAGUCCAUUGCUAUGGGCGGCCGUCGCGGCACUCGUGCUACUCGGAUCAACAGCGGCGGCGGCGGCGGAGGAGGGCGAUCACACGUUCAGCGCGAGCGUGGUGAAACUGACGGACGCCAACUUCAAGCGGAAGACCAAAGGCCACACCUUCGUCAUGUUCUACGCUGAAUGGUGCGGGCACUGCAAGCGGCUGAUCCCCGUGUGGUCGCAGCUGGCGGACGAGCUCAAGGAGGCGGGGCGCGCUGACGUCAGCAUGGCGUCGCUGCUGGCAACGGAGCAUCGCGCGCAUCCCGCGGCGAAGCUCGUGCGCGGCUUCCCCACGCUCAUCUGGUUCCACGGCGCCCGCCCCGUCGCGCAGUACGAGGGGGACCGGUCGCGGGAGUCGCUGCUGGCGUUCAUAGAGGAGCAGGCGCAGCUGGGGGAGGCGGAGCUAGCGGAGGGCGCGCGGCGCCUGGAGGAGGAGGCGCGGCGGGCGGAGGAGGAGGCACAGCGCGCAGAGGAGGGGAAGGGCGCGGAGCCCACGUUCAGUGGGAGCGUGGUGGAGCUCACCGAUGGAAACUUCCAGGAAAAGACCCGCGGGCACACCUUCGUCAUGUUCCACGCUGAAUGGUGCGGGCACUGCAAGCGCCUCAUCCCCACGUGGUCGCAGCUGGCGGACGAGCUGCAGCAGGCGGAGCGGGCGGGCGUGGGGGUGGCGGCGCUGCUGGCCACCCAGCACCAGAAGCACCCCGCCGUGGGCUUCAUUCAGGGCUUCCCCACGCUCCUCUGGUUCCACGGCGGCCAGAUGGUCGCUGAAUACUCGGGCGACCGCAGCAUCGCUUCCCUGCGUGCUUUCGUGGAGGAGCAGGGCGCGCUGCAGGGGGCAGCCCUGGCGCGCGCCAAGAAGGACAUGAAGGCCGCCGUGGAGCGCAAGAUCCGCGAGCGCCAAGACGAGCAGCAGCGCGCCGCCCAGGAGCAGCGCCGCAUCGAGACGGAGUUCGCCGCCCGGGUGCCGGAAAUCAGCCUGAGCGACCCGAGCAGGGUGGAGGGGCAGGCGGUGGUGGUGCUGCAUUAUGCGGACUGGUGCCACGCGUGCGGCUCUAUGAAGACUGUGCUGCUGGACUUGCUAGCAGACCCCCCUGUGGAGGGGCUUGUGGUGGGGCGCUUCAAGGACCCCCAGGCGGGGCUGCUUGCUGCUGGUAACACGCUGCGUAACGGCCAGCCCACGACGUUUUUCGUGAGCGGUGGGCGGAUUGUGGAUGCGUUGCAAGGGGUGAAGAAGGGUGAGGAGGUGCGGGAGUGGGUGAGAGAGUUGGGGGAGUUGAGUGAGGAGGAGGUGGAGGAGAGGGGGAUGGAGUGGAGGGAGGGCGCGGAGGAGGAGGUGGAGAGGUUGCAGCGUGAGGAGAGGGAGAAGAUUCAGGAGGAGGUGAGGAGGAAGGAGGAGGAGAAGAGGAGGGCGAAGCUGCAGAAGCGCAAGCAGAAGACGAGGCAAACGUCGAUCAAGCCGCCAUUUGCAUCUGCACCUGCCAGUGCGCGCAUCGGUGACGCGCGCACUAACCACCGACGCGCAUCACUCGCGAGCGCGCAUUGUACACCGACGCGCUUUGAACAGCGAGGCGUGGCGAUGGGGUCGAUAACAGCGGACGGCGAUCACCUGCAUGUGCGCGUGCCCAACGUGCCCGCCAUCGUCGCCAAGAGCUUCCACGACCGCGUCGCCGACACCCAAUCGCUGCUCUCCCAUGUCGGCAGGCAAGCGAAGGCCAUGGCGGAGCGAUCGACGGCGCGCGAGCGCGUGAUGGCGGCGGUGGCGGCGCUGCUGGCGGUGGCGCUCGUGGCGUUCAGCGUCGCGCUCUCGCUGCGCCCGCCGCCCUCCAUCGUGGACGCGCCGCUCCUGCUCGACACGCUAUCGGGCAUCCAGGACAUCACGUGGCGCGGCUACGCGGACUACGAGAUGCGCAUCUCGCCGCUCUCCCGACAUGUCUCGCGCCCCUCCCUGCCCUUCCAGCCCAUAGCGCGCGGCCCGCACGGGUUCAUCCAGUUCAGCGCGUACCGCCUGUCGGCGCGCUCCUUUGCCAUCGUGGGGUUCGGCGCGCACUUCCUCAAAGACCACCUGGGCGCGUUGAAGUGUGUGUGGGCGGAGGGCGGCAAUGCGAGCAGCACGGGCAGCAAGGGCGAGGUGAAGGCGGUAUACGGCGGGCUGAACGGGUGGGAAACCUACGAUGCCGUUCUCAUGAAGUGCGACUUUGAGGCGGCCACGGGCACCAUGGGCGGGGAUCUCUUUCUCACCGUGGCUAGCGAGGAGUUCAGAGCCUUCCGCGAGGAGGAGGGAGAGGAGCAUGUGAUCGACCCGCCCAGGGAGGACGCCCUGCCGCACACCCUCGCCGUGUGCGCCGUGCGCCUGGCCAACCCCGUGCAGCCGCGGCCCAUGUACGAGUGGCUGUCGUACCACUGGCACGUGGGCGUCUCCCUCUUCCGCCUCUACGACGCCGGCUCCAUGGACGCGCACCUCGCUGCCGUGCUCGACCCAUGGCUCGCCAACCAGGUGUGUUUCAUUCAAGUCCACUCAAAACUCUCCCUCGGCGUCUCCCUCUACCACGCCGGCUCUAUGGAGGCUCACCUCUCCUCUGACCUCGACCCCCUGCCUCGCCAACCAGACCGCGCAGCACCUGCCUUCCUCGCACGCUGGGUCACCGUGCUCUCCCCCGACUCCUACCUCUUCGUGCCGCCGCCCGCCUCCAUUCUCGAGUAUCUCAAGCAGCAUGAGGAGAGGUCGUGGGUGACCAUCGGCACGCAGGAGUGGUCGCCCGUCAAGUGCCGUGACGGGCUGAGAAUGCAGCCGCCCGGCGUGUGGGAGGGGCGGCGAGAGGCAGCGCCAUUUGCGGUGGAGUGGCUGGCGUUUCGGCGGAAGGAUGCGCAGUGCUCGGACGAGGGCGCGGAGAAGGAGACGUGCAUUGGGGAGGCGGGGCAGCGGUCGCACUUCACCAACCCCAGGAAGGCGGGCAUUCUGGGCUACUAUGACGUGCGGGAGACGGACGGCAACGGGCAGCACGCGGGGUUCAGGGAGGUGCACAGGAACUGGUACCCCAGCCUGCACCACCUCGCUGUCUUCAACUCCACGUGCUCCGAGGUCGUUGGGGACGACGAGUUUGCCGAAGGGUGGGUGCGCGAUGUGUCAUUUGCAGACUAUGUUAAAUCUGUUAGGAAGAGUCCCUCACCUCAAGGGUCGACGGAGGCUCCUCCCCCACCAGCAGAGAAUUAA